This is a messenger RNA of Anarrhichthys ocellatus (wolf-eel), 3028 nucleotides long. It is a transcript of the gene ism2a, whose product is annotated as isthmin 2a. Lineage: Eukaryota; Metazoa; Chordata; Actinopteri; Perciformes; Anarhichadidae. The record is from RefSeq and is a predicted model, not a curated record. The coding region runs from base 203 to 1609 and encodes 468 amino acids. The transcript is spliced from 6 exons.
UAGAAAGCGAAUAUUAGGAAUUAUUACAAUUAGUGGAGCAACUCGACGCGGAGCGGCAGCGCUGAGGAAGUGCACAGACAAACGUUCACGUGUGCCACUUUCAUUUGUAUUUUUCCUCCGUGCUCACUGUUAUUGAACGAACCCUCCUCUUGCAUCUGUGGAUACAGACUGAGGGAGUCCGCGCCUCGAUCAGCACGGCGUUAUGGUAAAGAUGCGCCGCGGGGAAGCGUCCCAUCUGUGGCUGUUGAUCGUCACCGCGGUGUCGGUGUCAGUCCGCGGACUUCCCACGCACUUAAAUCGGACUUCAGCCAGAGACAGAAAUACCACAGCGUCUGUUACUGAGGUGACAGCAGAGCCUAUUCAUGGCAACGGUCAUCAGACUCUCCAGGAGCUCCAGCAGGAGAACCUGCUGCAGAUUCGUCCCUCCAGCUCGUCUCUCCCCAGGUCCAGACACCGCUGGUCCCACCACCAAGGUGUCCUCCCUCCACCUGAACCGGAGGAAGACCCUGAGCUCUUCAUCCUGGACCUGAGGAACUUCCCAGAGCUGGGCAAUGCAGACAUGGGCUCACAGAACCCCAACAUACAAGUGACCAUCGAGGUGGUAGAUGACACACAGCCUGAGACGGAGGUGGAGAUGGACCUGGUCAAGGAGGGUCAGCGUAAUGACUGGUCCGUGUCAUCCUCAGAAUGGGCUAAUAGCCACAAGAAGCUGUUCUGGCCACUGUUCUGGGAAUAUCCAGAACAGUUGGAGAACGGGCUGGAAAGAGACAGUUUGGAAGCACAAUCGGAGGACUACAACUACGACCCAGAGGACCCCUCUCUCAGUGGAGUGGGGGCAGACUGGGGCAGUAAAUGGAACAAAGAUUGGGAUGCAAAGAACGACUACGAGUACGAGGAGGAGUGGAGUGACUGGGAACCCUGCAGCAUCACCUGUGGCCACGGCACCCAGAAACGCACCCGCUCCUGUGGAUAUGCAUGUACGGCCACUGAGUCACGCACGUGUGACCUGGACAACUGUGCGGACACUGCAACGCCAGUGACUGACCUAACACCCAUCCAGACGACCAACAGCACAGAAUCCCUGGACACAAACGUAGACAGCUGUGAGAAGUGGCUAAACUGCAAGAAUGACUUCCUCCAGAAGUACCUGCACCAAGUGCUCACAGAGCUUCCCAGCUGCCCAUGCUCCUACCCUUCUGAGGCCGUUUACAGUUCCGUCAACAUCCAGGACGGAAAACAUCGCAAGACCUUUCGCUGGAUGGACGCAAGCGGACCCAAAGAACGCCUGGAUAUCUACAAACCUUCAGCCAGAUUCUGCAUCCGCUCAAUGCUGUCGUAUGACAGCACAACAUUGGCAGCGCAGCACUGCUGCUACGACGAUCAGAUGAGACUGAUAACGCGAGGAAAAGGAGCAGGAGCACUAAAUCUGAUCAGUACAGAGUUCUCACCAGAGCUGCAUUACAAGGUGGAUGUACUGCCCUGGAUCCUUUGUAAAGGGGACUGGAGUCGGUUUCAUUCAGUACGGCCGCCCAAUAAUGGGCUGGACUGUUCAGAUAAUCCCCCUGAACAAAUGUUUCAGAUGGAACUUAAAGAGGCCAGGGAGUACUGACAGUGUGGGGCUCAGGAGUCACAACAAGAAGGAAUGACAACAAAUCCCCAUUUCUUUGGUUUGUUCUCUCCAUCCUGCACAAGCACAGGAAAAACUGAACUGCAAUGUUAAUACAGGGUUUCUUUAGUCCUGUUGCCGUGCAUGAACUCCUGACUGCCGAAAUACUUCCUUUCAAAUGAUAUGGAAAUAUGAAUGAAAGACAUGGACAACCAAUACUGGUGAAGCUUUGUAUACUUUCACUUUGUUCACAGCAACAAAAAUGAAAUAACACUGUCGUUGGAACCAUUGGAAGGACAAUGAAAAUCAGUGCGGAUGUUCUACUAGAACCUUUGUCAGUCAAUCCCUGCUCCUGUAUGUUCUUGUGGCAUGUGUGUGUACAGUAUUUGUGAGUGUGUACAGAGGAUGCUCUUAUUUAUUGGCCCCUAAACUCUUUUAAUCACAUCUAGUGUCCGUCUAGCUGGUAAGCAGCGAAUAAAGUCAAAUGGACCUUUGGACUAUAAAUACUUUACUUUUUAAUCUUUUCUAAAUGUCUGACAGAAUUAUUGUCAGAGCAUGUCUGGGGUUUUCUUCCAGGAACAAUUCUGGUGUAAGUAGCCCCAUCUGAAAUUAACAUCCAUGUUGUGUAUGGUAUCAUUUCCUUUGGUAAAAAUAUUUAACAUUCCUUCAGCAUUAACGUUUGAAUUUAAUUACACUAAAAAGUCAAAUUGGAUUCUGUUCACAUACCAUUUUCAAAUAUUUUUUAAGUUUGCCAUCUACACUUGACAUGCCCACACAUAUAAAAGGUGUUCACAUCUCUUCACCCCACUGAACACUGUCUGUGGGAAGGAAGCCAGUGAGGGAUCACAUCCAUGUCUCUACAACUUCUACCGUUCAGGUACCUGCGUGGAGCAGGGUGGGAUGUGUUACACCCUCUUGUCACUAACACAACUUUUUGUGCCUGUUGUCCAAUGACUGCAUGAGAAAAUAGAGCCAUGUCUACACUGGAACUUCCAGAUUCUGUUCCCAAAGUAAUAAAAUGAAAUUCAAAAGGACAUUUGAAAUGCAAAUUACUAAUAAUCCAGCCAUAUUACACAACUAUACUCAACAAUGGUAAAUGGACUUGUACUUGUAUAGUGCCUUUCUAGUCUUCCGACCAUUCAAAGCUUUAACACCACAUGUCAUUCAACCAUUCAUACACUGGGUAUGAAUGGGUACAUAGACUAAUGGCAGGACUACCAUGCAAGGUGCCACCUGCCAAUCAGGACUAACUAACCUUUACCAUAAGCAUAGCCUUCGAGAGCAACUUGGGAUUAAGUUUCUUGCACAAGGACACAUCGACAGAGUGGAGGAGCCGGGGACAGUUUGUUUAGACAAAAACAAAAGAGCAAAUAUUGCUAAUUUCUUUUUUAGUAGCCAAUAAAAAAGGAAGCAAGUUCAUCA